AUGGCUCGUACUUGCUCUAAUUUUGUUUGGGUGACAAAGAAAAAUAUUCUGCUUUUUUGGCGUUCGUGGUUCCAGGCUAUCUUUGUAAUUGUUGUUCCUUUGCUCUUAGUAAGUGUGCUUGUUUUCUUACGUGGAAGGGCAACAAGAGAGGUAGUAAAGCAGCCUUUAAAUUGGUCUUCCUUUCGUGUAGAUAGUGGUUUUUAUUUUUCUCAUAAAUAUGUGGCAUACGCUCCCAAUGAUACACUAAAUCUCCAACUCAUGAACGCGGUUCAUAUGUAUACGAAUUUACAACCUUUUGGCUUUAAAACGGAAGGUGAUGCUAUUGCGUUCUUUCAGAGCAAUGAUGUCAGAUCCAAAGAAACAUUAGGAGCCGUGAUCUUUGAUCCUUUUUCCAAUUUGAGUGUGGCAAGUUAUACCAUAAGACUUCGCUCAAAAAAUGACUGGUCUACGAGAGUGUUAUUCCCAAUGUUUUUCAAAGGCGGCCCAAGGUCUAAGGAUAUUGCAGCGUCUCCUCCAAACUAUAAGGAGGAAUUUUUAGUUUUACAAUAUGCUAUAGAUCGCUCCUUAAUCAACAUAAAUUGCAAAGUGAAUGAUUCCUCCCAAAAAUUGAAGGUCGUAUUACAACGAAUGCCGUUUCCACCUUAUAUCAAAGAUGAGUUUAUAAUUAUCAUCCAAAAGCAACUGGCACUUAUGUUAAUAUUGGGCUUCAUUUUCCCAACAUUGUAUUGCACUCGACUUAUCCUGAUCGAAAAACAACGAGGAAUGAAAGAAAUGUUAAAGCUCCUGGGAUUAGGAGAAUCAACGUAUUGGUUUUCCUGGCUGAUUACAAACUUGUUUGUGUUUACUCUCAUUAGCCUCUUUCUUAGUAUUUUACUCUGUUUCCAAUUAUCAGGAAAUGGCCCUAUUUUGGGGCUAUCAAAUCCAUUCCUUAUUUUUUUGUCAUUGCUCUUAUACGGUAUCAGUAUUUUUACGUUUGGAUUUGCUCUUUCUACUUUAUUCAACUCUGCUCAUACUGGUGUGGCAAUAGUUUGUACAGUUCUGAUUGUUAUCUCAUUACCUUACCCACUUUUGGAACGACAUUAUAAUGAACUAAACAUAUUCAUUAAAAUGUUUGCUUGUUUAUUACCCAGUUUAGGCAUGGGUUUCUUAUGCAUUUUAAUUGGGCAAUUCGAGGGCGCAGGUUUGGGUGUACAAUUCUCAUCUUAUUUCAAACCAGCUUCUCCAGAUGACAGUCUAUCUAUUCAUCUCCUCUGCUCAAUGUUUAUUUUCGAUUCUAUUGUAUUUCUGAUACUUACUCAUUAUAUAAGUGCUGUUUGGCCUGGAAAAUACGGUAUUCCCAAACCAUGGUACUUCCCAUUUCUCUGUUUAUGUAGGCGAAAACUAACUUUCGAAGUCCUGCUUGAUAACGCAAAACCGAAUGAGCUGACAAGAAAUGCAAAAGAAACAACAAGAUUACUCUCUUUACCAAAUACUGAUGGUAGAAAUGAAGAGUUGCAAACAAACCAACAAAUAAACAUUAAUAAUACUGAGUUUAUUCCAUCAGAUCCAUUUCCUGAGAAAAACGAACCUUUACUUGAGCAUAAUGAUGAUGGCGAUGACACACUUGAACGACUAUCUGCACAAAGUUCAGACAUGCAUGAAUAUUUCGAAAGCGAACCUGUUGGUUUACAAGUUGGGAUUGCAAUUGAUCACUUAUGUAAAGUCUAUUCUAACAAGCAAUCUACGGUUGUUGCUGUGUCUGGUUUAACAAUGAACAUUUAUGAAGGCCAAAUAACUGUACUUCUAGGGCAUAAUGGGGCUGGUAAAACUACGACUCUAUCCAUACUGACCGGUUUAUAUCCACCCACUUCUGGUACAGCUUAUAUAUACGGUCAUGAUAUUCGUAAUGAUAUAGAAGGUAUUCAUGGAAAUCUUGGUUUUUGUUCACAACACGACGUUUUAUACGACACAUUAACUGUCGAAGAACAUCUUUAUCUGUCUGCUCACCUCAGAGGCUGUGAUAAUUCCACUGUCGAACAACAAGUGGAAAGAACUUUAAGAAAAAUUUAUUUGCGUGACAAAAAGAGUGAGUACACAAAAGCAUUGUCUGGUGGAAUGAAACGGAGACUAUCUAUUGGAAUGGCCCUAAUAGGUGAUUCUAAAGUUCUUAUAUUAGACGAACCUACCUCAGGAUUGGAUCCUGAAGCACGUCGUCAAGUGUGGGAUAUACUGCAAGCUGAGCGUCAACAGAAAACAAUCCUAGUUACUACACACUAUAUGGAUGAAGCUGACCAUUUAGGUGACCGUAUCGCAAUCAUGGCUGGCGGUGAACUCAAGUGUUGUGGAUCACCACUGUUCUUGAAAGCAAAAUAUGGUGCCGGUUACUUACUGUCUAUCGUCAAACAAUCCAGUUGUUCAUCUGAUUAUGUAUUAAAACAAGUUAAACAUCACAUCCCUAAUGCAUUUACACGCAGUGAUUAUGGUGAAGAGAUCCGCAUACUGCUACCAUUAGAAUCAAUAGAUAAAUUUGGAAAUUUAUUUGAGGAUCUGGAGUCAAAUAAAAUUAGUUUGGGCAUUUCAAGUUUUGGUGUAUCUGUCACAACAAUGGAAGAAGUAUUCUUUCAAGUUAGUAAGCAGACGAAUAUAGUCAGUUGUUGCAGUCGCGAAACUCGUGAGAGAAGAUGCAAAACAACUGAACAAAGCCGAUGUACACCAGAAACUAAAGUCGGUCAUAAACAACUACGCAGUCAGGGCUUUUUAUUCUACCGCCAACAAUUUUGUGCUUUAAUGAUCAAGCGUUACAUAUUCACAAAACGCAAUUUAAUAUUCGUUCUCAGUCAAAUUGUUGUACCCAUUGCGUUCACCUUGAUCGCUUUAUUCAUAUUUCAUCAUUUACUAAAUAAAAACAAUUCACUCGAUCCACGUUUGGACUUGUUAUUAAAGCCUUAUGGUAAAGAUUUGUUACUUACAUUUAGCAAUGAAGCUGAGGGUUGGGAAAAACGUCAAAACACUGAUCAGUUUAUUCAGUCCUAUAUGCGGCAGUUUGAUAGUAAGCAAGUUACGCCAAUUGAAUUCAAUACAUCCACAGGAAGUUAUGAAGAUCAUCUACUGAAACAAAUAGCCAUUCCUCACUUGUUUUACUUCCGUCUCAAAUCAAUUAUCGGGCUAGUGGUUGAUACAAAAUCAACUCUCAAAGACCAAAUCAUUUCAUUACGUGCUUACUUUCAAGGUGAAUCAUUUCAUGCUGCUCCAAUUUCUUUGAAUGCAGUCGUGAACGGAUUUUUACAGUACCUAACUUCAGUUAAUCAGACAAUAUGCCCUGGUCUAACUACUAACAACAGUCCGCCACAAAUUUAUGUAUCUAAUCAACCUCUGCCUGAAACCAAAGAGGAACGUGCCAAACAGAUUGAUGAAAUCGAAGGUCUUAUGCGCGUUGUAGUAGCAGGCUUUCCAUUAGCGUCGAAUAUUCUAUUCGCUGCGUCCUAUUUGGCCUCUUGUUUUGGUUUCUUUCCAGUUUAUGAAACUGUAACUAAGGCGAAGCAUUUGCAAUUUGUUUCUGGAGUAAAAUUAGCACUCUACUGGAUAUCUAUCUAUGUGUGGGAUCUGUGCAUAUUUUUUCUAUCCGUUGGUUCUAUAUUAUUGUGCUUUAUGGCAUUCAAUUUGGAACAGUUUGCUCUUGGUGAAAGGUUUCACAAUUUAGUUAUAUUAUUUGGAUUGUUCAUUUGGGCUGUAUUACCGCAAACAUAUUUGUUGUCUCGACUAUUCCGAUCACCUACAUCUGGUUUGGUUUGGAUUACAGCUAUCAAUGUAUUCACUGCUUCUAUCGGUCUUAUAAUGGUUGGUUUACUAUCUCAUCCAAUGAUUCAUCAACAAGCAGUUGGGGUUUGUCUAAUGUAUUUUUGGAUUGCUAUUUCUCCAUCAUUUUGUCUUUCUCAUGGUAUAUUCCAAUUAUUUAUUAAUUAUCAGUUUCGUCAAGUUUGCGAUUCUCCACUUGUUCAAUUCUUAUGUCUUGUGGACCAGGUAAACGCUUGCUGCUUAAAAACCUGUGAUCCAUUCUGUGCAUAUUGGACCAAUAAUGAAUUAUCCUAUGAAUUGGGUGGUGUUGGCGCUCAUCUUACUGCUUUAUCUAUACAUGGCUUUCUCUAUUUUUCCCUUGUAUUAAUUUCAGAUUCGUCAAUUGGAAGAAAUUUAAAGAUCUGUUUCAUCAUAUUGUAUAGACGUUUUCGUUAUCGACAUCACAAUCCUGAAUUAUUGUUAUUAAAUCAGUAUCACGAUGACUUAAGCUUCGACGAUAGUAAUUUGCCAGCUGAAGAUGUUGAUGUACGCCAACACAGGCAUCUAGUUGAAUCGUUACCGUACGCACGACUAAAAGAACAAACUUCUCUUGCACUAUGCCGCGUUAGUAAAACUUAUGGAUCAAUUAAUCCACGGUGUAAACAAAACAAAAAACCUGCAGUAGACCGCCUAUCCUUAGCUAUUCCUCCAUCAGAAUGCUUUGGUUUAUUAGGCGUAAAUGGUGCGGGGAAAACGACAACUUUUCGAAUGAUAACGGGGGAUUUAGAACCUUCUUCUGGACAUAUAAUAGUUGUUGGACAUGAUUUAAAUAGAAAUUUACGAAAAGCACAACAGUCUUUGGGUUACUGUCCACAAUUUGAUGCACUCUUACCGUAUCUUACUGGAUAUGAAACAUUGCAGUUGUUUGCUCGUCUACGUGGAAUUCAAGAAGGGCUUUUAAAUACAGAAAUCGAUCAACUAUUAAGUGAUCUGAAGUUAACUGAUCUUGCUCACGUUUUAGUUAGUCGGUACAGUGGUGGGAAUCGACGAAAGUUAAGUGUAGCCAUAGCGCUUGUUGGUGAAACUCCGCUUAUUUGUUUAGAUGAACCUACUACCGGUGUAGAUCCUAUAUCACGUAGACAUAUUUGGAAUUUGCUCUUAAAAUAUAGACGUCAAGGACGUACACUGGUACUCAGCUCACAUAGUAUGGAAGAAUGUGAAGCAUUAUGUUCUCGUGUCAGUAUUGUUGUCAAUGGUAGAAUGAAAUGUUUAGGAACGUGCCAACACUUAAAAGCACGUUUCGGUCAUGGCUAUAGUCUUAAUAUACAAGUGAUGAUUCCGAUGGUAAAUCAUCAUCUCAGUUCAUUUAAUGCUGAACCAACCGUGUCAUCAACAUCAAGUUCCCGUGUCCCACAUCAGUUGUCAUUAAUUAAUGCAGUAAAUACUGUGGAUAGUUUUGUCAAACGUGAAUUUCCCGAUGCACGUUUAGUUGAUCGACAUCAGGGUGUACUACAAUAUCAUUUACCAACAGAUGGGAGAAAUCAAAUACGCUUAAGUCAUAUAUUCCACCUUAUGGAAUCGAAUAAAACACGUCUCGGACUACUAAAUUAUUCAAUUAAUCAAACAACUCUAGAACAAAUAUUUAUAGAUUUAAUUAAACUACAAGAAGAACCUGUAAAUCAAUAA
Messenger RNA from Schistosoma intercalatum, 5439 nucleotides. The record is from the annotation of a GenBank genome assembly. Lineage: Eukaryota; Metazoa; Platyhelminthes; Trematoda; Strigeidida; Schistosomatidae.